UGAGGGUUCUUCACCGAGCCUGAGGGAGGUUGCUGAGGGUGCCGUUGCCCAGAGCACGGAGGACAACGGAGGAGAGCUCGGCAGCUGCGCCAUGGACUGCCAGGAAACUUCAGGAAGUCCUAACUGAGCCGAGAAGACCCUGUUGUAUAGUGGCACUUUGAGUGUGGCCUUAAUACAGAGAAGUCCAAAGAAGAAGCAGUGUUGAUCUCCUGCCUUCACUUCUUGUUAGUGAGUGCAUCUGUCCCAUUGCUGCUGCUGCUACUGCUGCCGCCACUGCCACCAUCCUUCUGACAUUGGAACCCAGCUUUUUGUACUUUCCGGUGUGGACUGAAGACCAGAAGCUGUCCAGGUGUGCUCUGGGCCUGAGGCGCCAGAUUGAAGCUCUUGAGGCUUCUAGUCUUUGUGGAUGGAGCCUCUCUGUCAUGGAGACUGCCAUUAUUGGACUCUCCAGGCCAGAUCAGGACCUGGUGAGCUUUGAGGAUCUGGCUGUGCACUUCACCCAGGAAGAGUGGGAUUUGCUGGAUCCUUCCCAGAAGAGUCUCUAUGGAGAUGUGAUGCUGGAGACCUGCAGGAACUUCACUGCCAUCGGAUACGAAUGGGAAGACCAGAAAAUUGAAGAACAUAAUGAAGAUCCUGAAAUAAAUCUAAGGCACGUCAUAUCUCACUCUGAAUAUACACAGUAUGUACAUGAAGACUAUGAACAGAAGCCACAGGACUCCAAUUUUCUUACAAGUAUUGAAGGAUACACGGAAACUCAGACUUCAAGUGGGCCUUCUGAGUGUGAGGUGUGUUUAAAAUCCUAUGGACUGUAUCACCUAACUUAUAAUGGACAUCACAACUAUGACUACAAGGAGUGUGAAGGAAGUCAGACUGUUCGGAAAUGUUAUGAAUGCAACCAGUGUGGUAAAACCUUGAGUUCUUUCAAUUCUCUUCAAAGACAUCAGAAAAUUCAUAUUGAAGAAAGACCAUAUAAGUGUCAGCAGUGUAGUAAGGCCUUUAGAUGUCUCAAUGCCCUUCAGUCACAUGAAAGAAUUCACACUGGAGAAAAACCUUACGAAUGUAAACACUGUGGUACAGCCUUUAGCAGACUUACUCACCUGCGAUUACAUGAAAAAGUUCAUACUGGAGAAAAACACUAUGAAUGUAAACAGUGUGAUAUAGUUUUCAAGUCUCAGAGUUCCUAUCAUAGACAUAAAAUAAUGCAUGGAGAAACAUUUUAUAAUUGUAAAGAGUGUGGUAAAUCCUUCAUUUACCCCUCUUUACUUCAAAUGCAUGAAAGAACGCACACAGGUGAAAAGCCCUUUGAGUGUAAGCUGUGUGGGAAAGCUUUUAGAUAUCAUUCUUCCAUACGGUUACAUGAAAGAACUCAUACGGGAGAAAAACCUUAUGAAUGUAAACAUUGUGGUAAAGCAUUUACACGUCAGAGUUACCUUCAGUUUCAUGAAAGAAGCCACACUGGAGAGAAACCCUAUGAAUGUAAAGAAUGCGGUAAAGCUUUUAGGCAUCACUCUUACCUCCGAUUACAUGAAAGAAGACAUACUGGAGAGAAACCGUACGAGUGCGUGCAGUGUGGCAGAUCCUUCAGUCGGCAGAGUUCCUUUAAGAGGCAUCAGUCCGUCCAUGCUGUGGAAAACCCCUAUAAAUGUCAACAAUACCUACUUCCUUUAUCCCUGUUUCCUUCAAAUGAAUGAAAGAACUAAAACUAGCACUAAACCUUCUGCAUGUGAACAAUGUGAUAAAAUGCUUAUCCUAAUUCACAUAAAAGACAUCUAAGAACUCAAAAUAGUGAUGAGCUCUUAAAAAAUGUAGUAUAGCCUUUGGGAUCACAGGACUACAGUGCCCAUGAUAGUAUACCCUGCGGGGUCACAGGGGCUAUAGAGCCCACCAUAGUGUACCCUACAGGGUUACAGAGGCUAUAGAGCCCACCAUAGUGUACCCUACAGGGUCACAGGGACUAUAGAGCCCACCAUAGUGUACCC
Microtus ochrogaster (prairie vole) is the source of this 1979-nucleotide messenger RNA. RefSeq lists its product as uncharacterized. Gene Ontology annotation, biological process: regulation of DNA-templated transcription. Lineage: Eukaryota; Metazoa; Chordata; Mammalia; Rodentia; Cricetidae. The record is from RefSeq and is a predicted model, not a curated record.